AUGUUUUAUUCUUCCUUCAGUGUAAUACAGUGGCAGCAUGUAGUUGCCCAAGGCCCCAUGGUCCAGGGGGCCAUUAGUGUUGCUGUCGGCCCCAAGGUAAUGUGGGGCUAUGCCCAGGAGGCAGGUAGAGCUAUGGAAUGGACAUUCAGAAACUUAAGAGGCCCAGACUAUAACUACACAGGCCCAGAGAUUGACCUACAGGGCCCUGGUUUUAAUGUAACUUUGAAGAAUGUAAGCAUCAGCAAGGGAAACCUGGUAGGCAUCAAGUCAAAACUCCUUGGAAUGGUCCAAAAGAACUUUGACUUUCACCUCAAGAUCAUGUACAACCUGAGCCAUGUAUAUAACCACUGGGAGGAAGCAGGGAUUGUUUCUGGUCAUGAGGGACCCAUACCUUUUGACCACAAACUGUCAGGAUAUAAGAUGAGUGUCAGUCUGGAGGUUGAUGCAAAUGUCAGAUGUGUAGAGAUUGAAGAUGGACCGAUCUGUGUGAUAUGGCAGCCACGUCCUAAAUACAAGAUCCACAAUCUCGAUUUCAAACUACCACCUGAAUCAUAUCUCCACCUCGCUCCUCGUGAGAAAGUCCAGGGUAAAAUAGAGGACUGGCUGCUAAUGAAUUACACCAAAAAAUUGCAUUUUAUGCGAUCCUUGAGCAUCAACUUUACAUCCACGUUGGAUACGAUUGGAUUCAGCGGGGGCAUCACAGAAGAUAUUGUGUUUGAUUUUGGUGGGACUGUCACAUCUUUGAAUUUCACUGGAAUGCAGGGUUGUCAGAUGCGUACAAUGGGGGUUGCGUCACUGAGGAACAGGAUGGAUAUGCCAGAGUGGGUCCUCAAGGUUCCAUCAGCCCCUCUGCCUGAUAUAGCAUACAAGCAUGAUGCCGUGUACGUUGUAUCAACUGAUGCAUUCCAAAGUUUGUUCUGGGCCCAUAUCUUAAAUGGAUCAAUGGAUAUUCAGUUUGUUGGGCAGAGUCCUGUCUUUUCCACUAACUACUUCAAAGGCACUCCUCUUCAGGACAUGAAGGAAUCCGAUAUCAAAUUUGUGCAAGAAAAUAGUCAACAAAUCAAGAGUCAAUCUCCUAAAAGUGUAAUACAGUGGCAACAUGUAGUUGCCCAAGGCCCCAUGGUCCAGGGGGCCAUUAGUGUGGCUGUCGGCCCCAAGGUAAUGUGGGGAUAUGCCCAGGAGGCAGGUAGAGCUAUGGAAUGGACAUUCAGAAACUUAGGAGGCCCAGACUAUAACUACACAGGCCCAGAGAUUGACCUACAGGGCCCUGGUUUUAAUGUAACUUUGAAGAAUGUGAGCAUCGGUAAGGGAAACCUUGUAGGCAUCAAGUCCAAACUCCUUGGAAUGGUCCAAAAGAACUUUGACUUUCACCUCAAGAUCAUGUACAACCUCAGCCUUGUCUAUAACCACUGGGAGGAAGCAGGGAUUGUUACUGGCCAUGAGGGACCCAUACCUUUUGACCACAAACUGUCAGGAUAUAAGAUGAGUGUCAGUCUGGAGGUUGAUGCCAAUGUCAGAUGUGUAGAGAUAGAAGAUGGACCAAUCUGUGUGAUAUGGCAGCCACGUCCUAAAUACAAGAUCCAUAACCUCGAUUUCAAACUACCACCUGAAUCAUAUCUCCACCUCGCUCCUCGUGAGAAAGUCCAGGGUAAAAUAGAAGACUGGCUGCUGAUGAAUUACACCAAAAGAUUGCAUUUCAUGCGAUCCUUGAGCAUCAACUUUACAUCCACGUUGGAUACGAUUGGAUUCAGCGGGGGCAUCACAGAAGAUAUUGUGUUUGAUUUUGGUGGGACUGUCACAUCUUUGAAUUUCACUGGAAUGCAGGGUUGUCAGAUGCGUACAAUGGGGGUUGCGUCACUAAGGAACAGGAUGGAUAUGCCAGAGUGGGUCCUCAAGGUUCCAUCAGCCCCUCUGCCCGAUAUAGCAUACAAGCAUGAUGCCGUGUACGUUGUAUCAACUGAUGCAUUCCAAAGUUUGUUCUGGGCCCAUAUCUUAAAUGGAUCAAUGGAUAUUCAGUUUGUUGGCCAGAGUCCUGUCUUUUCCACUAACUACUUCAAAGGUACUCCUCUUCAGGGGAUAUAUCAGAAACUACCAGACAAACUCCUAAUGUACAAUGUAAGCAUGAUGCAGACUCCAACAUUUUACUUUUACUCCAUGCAUGAACAAUACCCUAUGGCCUACCAGUAUAAUAUCAGCGUUGAAGUUUGGACUCUCAAGCAUGACGGUACACCUGACAUCUUGGCACUUAAGUACAUCAUCUUGCAGACCAAUCAGAUGUUCGGGUUAAAUAUCCGCACUGAAAAUAAGGUGAUCCACCUUGAUCCAGACCUCCUCUACCAAGUACGAGCGAUUCAGUUCACAAGUUCAAACAUGACAUCAUAUGCGACAGUCUCAAACAGUAUCGUACCUCUAGGCUACACAGCCCCUCCAUUUUGUCUGGAUCUUUUCCUCAGCCAAUUCUACACAGAUUUCAGGUCUUUAGUUGCUCACGUGGAGACUAUAGGAGUUCCGUUGCCUGCGACUCCAUUAUUUACUGUUUCUCAGUCUGAGAUGUUAGUAUUGCAGUGGAAUUAUCUGACAGUAAAUGUUAAUUUUACCACUACAAAUGUUUGA
This is a messenger RNA of Owenia fusiformis, 2613 nucleotides long. NCBI's taxonomy places the organism in Eukaryota, Metazoa, Annelida, Polychaeta, Sabellida, Oweniidae. The record is from the annotation of a GenBank genome assembly.